CUCAUCUACGAGCCAUGCUGUGGCUGGAGGAAACAGAACAACAACUCAGUCCAGUCUGUCAGAGAGAGGGAGUCAACUCCACUCCGAAUCGGGCAGCUGGUUGAACAGUCAAAGAUGAGAAGAAGCAAAGGUCAAAGACAAGACGGAAUAACUUGUCCUCUAGUUGCAGAGAGGUCUUUGGUCUCCGAGUACUGCAUGCAUUCUGUAUGGCUCUUGGAGUUUACUCUCCCGUCUUGUUCCCAUGUCUCGUGCACAAAGGGGUAAAAUACUGCUGUGUAAUAUCCCGUACCAAUAUCGGGGAGGGGGAACAAAACAAGACGCCGGCGGCUGUUCUCCCUAUUUCGAGGUCCCCCGUUCCCUUUUUUUCGCCUCUUGUGCCCCUGGCUUGGCCACUUUGUGUUCUCUUCCCCACCAAAGCCGCCCCUCCACGGAUGAGCAGCAGCAAGGAUCAUUUCUCCUCCAAGAGCACACACAACAGGGACAAGGGCAUGCUCAAAAGGCAGCAGAAGAGCAGCAUCGUCACCAAAAGAAGUUCUCGACAGCCGACGUGGAGAGGCCGGGGUAGCUCAGGAUCGGGCAUAGCGCCGUUUCAAGCCCGUCCACCCUCCACCAGCGGUAGACGCCUUCAGCGAGCACAGCAAGGGCUCAAAGAGAAAUGGUUUGAUGGGGUUCGCGUCACAGAGCUGGGCGCGUUGCGACCCGAUCCCGCAGCGGCACUGGCUAUGGUUGUGCGUUGGUGGCCGUUGGUUGGGUGGCAGUUGUUCCUGCGGGAGAUGAUGAGGACGGGGAGGGUCCAGAUGGGCGAGGCGCUUGUGACUCUGUCUAAGGUCUUGACUCUGGGCCAUGACCAUUUCCCUCUCAUGUCCUACAUUGUCAUUUCAACUACGGUAGCUAGACUCAAAACCUUGGACCGGCGCGUCUGUCUGGAACUCUUCUAUGACGGCAUCGAAGCGCUCACAAAGAGGUCUCCCAUGAAAUAGUCAGGUUCCUCGAAGUGGCUGGUCCUGGGCAUUGACUCUGUACGACCUGUCAACUGAAGCCAAGCCACAUACAUGGCGUUCUGUAAGCUUGGGCUACCAUCGGCCCCCCUUCAAAGUUUUUCACC
Molecule: messenger RNA, 1105 nt
Organism: Colletotrichum acutatum
Lineage: Eukaryota; Fungi; Ascomycota; Sordariomycetes; Glomerellales; Glomerellaceae
Exons: 1
Coding region: 207-980 (257 amino acids)
Source: RefSeq, a predicted model, not a curated record